This is a messenger RNA of Haplochromis burtoni (Burton's mouthbrooder), 1798 nucleotides long. RefSeq lists its product as uncharacterized. The annotation marks the transcript as partial. NCBI's taxonomy places the organism in Eukaryota, Metazoa, Chordata, Actinopteri, Cichliformes, Cichlidae. The transcript has 3 exons. The record is from RefSeq and is a predicted model, not a curated record.
CCCCUAUAGACAUGGUUACUAGUAUUUUCUUGUUUUUACCUGGUAUUAUUAUUUCCGACACCCCUUGAACACACUUUGAUUUUCCGUAGUUCAGUGAAUGCAACAAAAGCACGUUGCUGCAUUAAGCUAGGCAAAACGGAGCAAGACACCCGAGAGCAAUUAACAAGCUACACAAGGCCUUUAUGUGUUUUACUCUCGACCAAAACCAGGCAGAGCGUGUAUUUGUUUCUUGGGAAUUCCGACUGGUUUUUUGUGAUCCUGGAUCUGAAGUGGUUCUGGAUAUGGAUGGCGAGCCAGACCCUGUGAAAACUCUUGGCGAAUCCAAAAGCAGUGUGGCCAGCUGUUCUGGAUGCAGGAGUAGAGCUACAGUCUGAAUUACUUCGAAUCGCAGGAUUUCAGAUAAGCAAGAACAAAAACUGCUUACUUGAUACGGAUUGUUUCUCUGGGAAACAGUUGAACUCCCAAUAUCCUGCUCAUCAGGAGUCAGGUCUAAAGAGACUACUUAUUUUAUUUUAUUUUGUUGUUAUUUUCAAAAGAGCGCUCUUCUCUGUUGAUUUUCUGUUAAUUUUCUAUGCUGUUUACAUUGGGUUAUUGCACCACUGUAACAUUGUAAUAAAUCUGCCGGCUGUUCAACACUCAAUUCUCUCAAAUUUAUUUUACUCCUCUCGAAUCUAGUCUAUAAGUUUAAUCCUACUAUACUAAGCAGGUGUUACAUAAAAGUGGCGAGCUAGCCAGGAGGAGUUUGGCUAUUUAAUGCCUUUAAUCCAAUCAUUGGCACACAGUUGGCAGUUUUAUGACAAUUUUUGCUCAUUUUCCACUGAAGUAACAUGGAUGUCAUUGAACGUGAACGUAUCAAGGUACCAAAUGCUGUACUAAUCAAUGGGUUUUCUGGUACAGAGACUGAUGAAGAAGUUGUUAAGUUUUUGCAACACUAUGGUUCUAUUGCACGGACAGUGAAAAUUGCUAGUUCUGACCUUGACUUUAAAGAUACAGUUAUAGUUGAGUUUGAGUAUGGCACAGCCAUUGAAUCGAUUCAGGGUGAACUACCCUGUCACAGAACAACAUCUGACCCAAAUGUAGUUCACAGCAUCCAACUCUUAUCCCCAAUUUACAGUGCUAAGCUAAUGGCUAGUACUAAAGAGUCUUACCUUUCUAAUUUAAAGGGUAUUGCUAAGGUGAGUGGGGUAGAUUAUGAGAAAAUGCUACUCAGUGAACUUAGCAAACUUCAGGCCUCUGCUGGGGAAAGGGAGGGUACAGCCCCCUCUAAGGUCAUUUCAGUAGAUGACCCAGUCCCUUUAAUACCUGGUUCUGUUUUGAGACGACCAAGCAGUGAAACUAUCCCACCCACUGUGACCACUGACACCAUCAACCCUUCCCUUACUGACAGACCAGCUCCUAUUUUGAACCCUGAACACUUGACCACACCUGAAGUCCAGAGGGUCAUUGUGGAGCACAUUGUCAAAAGUACUGACAUGUCCCAAUCCUAUCCAAGCUCUGCAAAACUCAGGUCCUUUUCUGGAAAAACUCCAUGCCCUAAUACGGAGGUUGACUAUGACACUUGGCGAAGUCAUGUUGAGUUUUAUCUUGCAGAUUCUUCUGUUCCUGAAAGACAAGUAGUACGGAAGAUCAUUGAUAGCCUCUUACCGCCAGCUGCAAACAUUGUUAAACAAUUGGGUCCCUUGUCCAGCCUCAAAGACUUUUUGAGCUUGUUUGAUUCUGCAUAUGGAACUGUAGAUGACGUUGAUGAGCUGUUCGCAAAAUUCUUGAGUACAAACCAAAAUGCUGGCGAAAAACUUCA